Molecule: messenger RNA, 592 nt
Organism: Tarenaya hassleriana
Lineage: Eukaryota; Viridiplantae; Streptophyta; Magnoliopsida; Brassicales; Cleomaceae
Exons: 2
Coding region: 120-560 (146 amino acids)
Source: RefSeq, a predicted model, not a curated record
CAGACCGCAGGCGCUGUCCCAUCCGUACGUGCCUCCAUAAACAAGACAAAAAACACCCACUCCUAUAUCUAUCCCCGUGUACAACACAACUAUAUCUGCGUGUAUAUAUAUAUAUAUAUAUGUGUAUUUGUGUAAUGUUGCUAGCAGCGAGUGAAGAAUCGAAGAUGGGGGGUUGGAUGACGUCAUCAUCAUGGGAGCUGAUGGAGAGGGCAGAGGAGGAACUAGAGAUUCUGCAAACCCAACACCCAAACCGGUUCCAGUAUCUGAAAUCUGAGCUCGAGUCUUUCAUCUUCCUCCUCCGUGAAAACCACGCGCCGCCGCCCAUCUCCGGCGACGUGGUCCUCACUCAAGCAUCAUCAAAUUGUAAGAAAAAGAAGAGCAAGAAGAAAAGAAAGAGAAUGGACAAAAGUGGAGAUCAAGUCUCAUCCUUGGGCAGUAAGAAGAAGGACAAAAGGGCACAAAGAACAAUGGCAGAGAGCAAAGACAGAGUUGAUAUGGUUCUUGAAAAGGCUCAGUUAUGCCUUGAGAAGAUCAGAGAUGUGAAAUCAUCCUUGUGCUAAUUAAGAAGAUGGUAAUGUCGGAUUUAGAGAUA